Phyllotreta striolata is the source of this 3174-nucleotide messenger RNA. NCBI's taxonomy places the organism in Eukaryota, Metazoa, Arthropoda, Insecta, Coleoptera, Chrysomelidae. The record is from the annotation of a GenBank genome assembly.
AUGGGCAUAUCGGUGUCCAAAGAAGAGACUUCGGUGCCGGAGGCCGAUACCGUCGUUUCUUCGAAACUGCACGGAAGACAGGCCAGCAUUAGGCAAAGUACUAUCAAAGCUAAAGCUAAACAACCCAUGCCCGAUCCGGCGGAGCUCGAGCGAAGAUUCACCAAAGUUUUGGCUUCUAUGGAUUUACCACCGGACAAAGCGAAAUUGCUGAAAAAUUACGAUUCCGAAAAGAAAUGGGAUAUUAUCUGUGAUCAGGAAAUGGUCCAAGCCAAGGACCCUCCUUCUUAUUAUUUAAAUAAAUUACGAACAUACCUUGAUCCCAAGGCAUCCAGAAGUCACAGAAAACGAAAAAUGGUUCUGGACUCGACUUCGACGCAAGUUCUUAGAGAUUUAGAAAUAUCGUUACGUACAAAUCACAUAGAAUGGGUUAGGGAAUUUCUGAACGAGGAGAACCUCGGCUUGGACGUGCUCAUCGAUUACCUCAGCUUCCGAUUGGGCAUGAUGAGGCACGAACAGAGAAUAGCGGAGUCUCGAACGUCCUCCGAAGAGAAACUGGGAGGCAACGAAAGGAACCAGACCAGCCAAAAUAAUUUGGAGAAGAGCAACGGUUACAUUCGAGCUCCGUUGGACAUGCAAGACAGCCCGAACAUCAAAAGAAGAUCGAAACACGUCGCCAAAUUGAACAUGGGCCAUUCCAAAGACGACAUCCACGUGUGCAUCAUGUGCAUGAGAGCCAUAAUGAACAACAAAUACGGUUUUAACAUGGUGAUACAACAUCGGGAGGCAAUCAAUUGCAUAUCGCUGAGCCUCAUCCACAAAAGCCUCAGAACGAAGGCCUUGGUUUUGGAACUUCUAGCCGCCAUAUGUCUAGUCAAAGGCGGACACGAAAUCAUCCUGUCCGCUUUCGAUAAUUUCAAGGAAGUUUGCCACGAGGCCCAUCGCUUUCAAACCCUCAUGGAUUAUUUCCUCAACUACGAAGUCUUCCACAUCGAAUUUAUGGUGGCCUGCAUGCAAUUCGUCAACAUCAUCGUACAUUCGGUCGAAGACAUGAACUUCCGGGUGCACCUCCAGUACGAAUUCACCGCCUUGGGGCUCGACAAUUACUUGGAGAAGCUGCGGUUCACCGAGAGCGAGGAGCUGCACGUGCAGAUAUCCGCCUAUUUGGACAACGUCUUCGACGUGGCCGCCCUCAUGGAGGACAGCGAGACGAAGACGGCCGCUUUGGAGAAGGUCACCGAUCUCGAGGACGAAAUCGCCCAGAUGCACGAGAGGCUGCAGGACGUCGAGCACAGCGCCUUGGAGAAAAUCGCCGGUUUGGAGACGGAGUUGAAACAGGCGAGACAGGAAAGGGACGAAUUGGUGGAGGGUAAGAAGAAGGCGGACGAGGAGGUGACGACGUUGAGGCGGGUCGUGCAAGAGUCGAAAAACAGGCAAUCGAUGUUCGAGUCCAAAAUGGCCGAGUUGGAGCAUUUGAGUAGCUUACCUCGAGGAUCGUCAAUGUCCGGAAUAGCCGAUUUGGCCAAGCGACCGGCCGAAACGACGGCGACGCCGUCACCGCCGCCCUGCCCGCCACCGUGCCCGCCCAUCGCCCUUUCGACCGCCGCCGCCGCCGCCCCGCCGCCGCCUCCUUGCCCGCCGCCGCUGCCGCUCAAACCGAGCGGUAACAUUCCGCCGCCUCCGGCCGGUUUCAUGCAGGCCCCCGACGGGGCGAUGACGAUCAAACGAAAGGUGCAAACGAAAUACAAAUUGCCGACCGUCAAUUGGAUCGCAUUGAAACCGAAUCAAGUCAGAGGGACCAUUUUCAACGAACUCGACGACGAUAAAUUGCACGGUUACAUCGAUUUUAAUGAUUUCGAAGAAAGAUUUAAAAUAGGCAAUACGAAUCUAAUGUCGAAUGGAGUUAACGAAACUGAUGGACUUCACACUUUCCCCAGCAAACGAGGAAAGAAACAAGAGAAUGUCACAUUGUUGGAACACACUAGAUUAAGAAAUAUAGCAAUAUCUAGGCGUAAAUUAGAAAUGACACCAGAUAAAGUAAUUAAUGCCAUCAAUAUGUUAGAUUUGAAACAACUUUCAUUGGAAAACGUCGAACUCCUUCAACGAAUGGUACCGACCGAACAAGAAACGAAAGCCUACAGGGAGUACGUUAACGAAAAGAAAAACGUCAAUUUGCUAACGGAAGAGGAUAAGUUUCUGUUGCAAUUGACGAAAGUCGAAAGGAUAUCGGCCAAAUUGGGAAUAAUGAAUUAUAUUGGGAAUUUCUUCGAUAGCAUACACCUCGUCUCGCCUCAAGUGCACGCGAUAAUAUCCGCAUCGAAUUCGGUGAAGAAUUCGAAGAAACUCAGAUCGGUGUUGGAAGUCAUCCUGGCGUUCGGUAAUUACUUGAACAGCAGCAAAAGAGGACCAGCAUACGGUUUCAAAUUGCAAUCGCUCGAUACUCUCUUAGAUACGAAAUCGACCGAUAAACGAUUGUGCCUUUUGCAUUACAUUGUUGCCACGAUCAGACAGAAAUUUCCGGAGAUGCUCAACUUCGAUUCCGAGCUGCAUUACAUCGAGAAAGCGGCAGUUGUAUCUCUUGAAAACAUCAACACGGACGUGAACGAAUUAGAGAAAGGCAUGGAGACCGUUCGAAAGGAAGCGGAAAUUCGAGGUAGAGGAAAUCACAGUCUGGUCGUUCGCGAUUUCCUCGCGAACGCCGAAGAUAAAUUGAGAAGACUGAAAAGCGACGCCAAAACGGCUUUGGAGGCGUUCAGAGAAUGCGUCGAAUUCUUCGCCGAAUCGCCGAGAACGACCGAUGCAAAUUCCUUCUUUUCGUUGCUCGUGCGAUUCACCAAAGCCUUUAAGACGGCGGAUCAGGAGAAUGAGCAAAGAAGGCGAUUGGAAAUCGCAGCGCAGAAUGCGAAUAACAAAACCAACGAAGAUGUACAAAAGAGGAAUAAAAUCAACCAGAAAAAACAGCAGGACGCUGUGAUAAACGAAUUAAAGACAAAAACAAGGCUGGUGCACGAGAAGAAGCUGCUCCAGCAGGACGAAGUGUACAAUGGGGCGUUGGAGGACAUCUUGCUCGGUUUGAAGAGCGAACCUUACAGAAGGGCUGACGCCGUCAGGCGUAGCCAAAGAAGAAAGAUAGACAAUAAUAGAUUAUCGAAAACGUUGGAGGAGUUCGAAGUGUAA